Molecule: messenger RNA, 1100 nt
Organism: Colias croceus (clouded yellow)
Lineage: Eukaryota; Metazoa; Arthropoda; Insecta; Lepidoptera; Pieridae
Exons: 3
Coding region: 750-1100 (116 amino acids)
Source: RefSeq, a predicted model, not a curated record
GUGCAAUCUUAGAACAUUUUACCGUGCAACUGGGCGAAAGUAAUGAUACCAAAUUGAAAGAGCACCGUCAUCUAGUGACAAGUCCUACAGUGAAUGCCUUUUUAAUUUUGUUGUAUUAUAAAACCAUGUAUUUCCGGUUUGUAGAUACAGAUGGCGCUUGUUGCUGUUAGCCGACUAAGUUGAAAGUACGGUUUUAGUUCAUUACAGCUGUAGUGACGAAGUGACCAUUUUAUUCUUGAAUCAUUAUAAUCCGUAUGGUGGAUGCUAAAUGUUACCAUUCAAAAAAAAAAAAAAUUUUAGUAGUUUUAUGUUAUCAUCAUUGUAUAUAUUUUGAGAUAUAGUUUAAACAAAUAAAUUAUAAAAACUGCCAUAAUUUUAAUUUAAUUUAAAACAGUAAAAACUUGAUCUAAAUAAUUAACAAAAUUCGCGUCGUAGUAGUUAUUUUGUACUUUUUACUUGCAGUAAUGAAACAAGCUGUCAACAAUCAAUGGCGGUCUGUCUGUCGUUAGUGCCGGUUGUUUUUGUUGAUAAAUUCAUCAAUUUAUAACCUAGUGCUUCUCCGAAUCUCCGUAAUUCUUCAAGUUGAGCCACUGCUCCUUGGGUUUACGUCGAGUGUUUUCAUCAAACUAGUGCUUCUCCGUGAAUUCGUUGAGUUGAGCCCUUGCUCCUCACGAUUAGCGUCGAGUGUUUGUUCUAGUAUUUUUCGAGAUAGAGACUCUGAGACUAUAGUGCUUCUAAGUGACAUUACCAUGUCUAGUAAACGUUGUUGUGUUCCUCAGUGUGUGGAAGUCGAAGGCUCUUACAGAGUUCUUCAUUGGUUUCCAAACCCUGAUAAGGACAUUGCUCGUUUCCGAACAUGGGUUCAUGCUAUUGGAGGAGAAAUUUUGAGUCUGAGCAAUGAAAAUAUUUAUAAACUUCGUCGAGUUUGUCAUGCUCAUUUCGAAGAGAAAUAUUGUUGCCGUUACAACAAAAUUUCUAACAUAGCUGUUCCAACAUUACAUAUGCCAGGACCUUUAUCAAAAUUUAUCUGCACUGAUAGAAAACCAUUGAGGGAAGUUGAAAAUUUACCUUCUACUUCAAAACAUAAGAUUAAUGUAUGA